AUGGUCGCUGCAAUCAGGUCUGGUCUGCUGCGGCAGGCGGCGACAUGUCUGUGCCAGCAACGAGCAGUUCCUUUACGGCCCAUAUCCCGCGAUGCGCUUCGAAGACUGGCAUCUACACUCGCAGUGCUCGAGCAAAGAGAUGGAAAGCUAAACAUGUCUUCAUUAGCUUCCGUAUCUGCGGCUCAGAAACUAGGCGGCAGUAUCCACGGUUUCGUGGCAGGCUCAAACAUCAAAGGCGUGGCAGAUGAGGCGGCCAAAGUCGAAGGCUUGGAGAAGGUCAUCUACGUGGAGAACGGAGCAUACGACAAGGGUCUGCCGGAGAACUAUGCCCCGCUACUGGUAGAGAAUAUCAAGAAAGGGGGAUAUACGCAUGUGAUGGCUGGACAUUCGGCUUUUGGCAAGAAUCUGAUGCCCCGGGUUGCGGCUUUGUUGGACGUGCAGCAGAUUUCGGAUAUUACAGGUGUUGAGGGAGAGGAUGUGUUUGUGAGGCCGAUCUAUGCCGGCAAUGCGAUCUUGACGGUACAGAGCGAGGACAAUCCGAAGAUUGUUACGGUUAGAGGGACGGCCUUCCCUGCUGGUGCUGCAGAGGGUGGUUCUGCAAGCACAGAGGAGGGUGUUGAUCCCAAGGCGGAAUGCCCGACCGAAUGGGUGAGCGAGGACCUUGCGAAGAGCGACAGACCAGAUCUUGCCACAGCCGAGAAGGUGGUCUCUGGUGGACGAGGAUUGAAAUCGAAGGAGGAAUUCGACAGGCUCAUGCCUCCACUUGCGGACGCUCUAGGUGCUGCCAUUGGAGCUAGCCGUGCCGCCGUCGAUUCUGGAUUCGCAGACAACAGUCUGCAAGUCGGUCAGACUGGCAAGAACGUUGCGCCACAGCUAUACUUGUGUGCAGGAAUUUCUGGGGCCAUUCAACAUUUGGCAGGCAUGAAGGACUCGAAGGUCAUUGCCGCGAUAAACAAGGACUCAGACGCACCCAUCUUUCAAGUAGCGGAUGUUGGUCUUGUUGGAGAUCUGUUUGAGAAGGUGCCUGAGCUCACGAAGAAGCUCGGGAGUGCAUAG
Messenger RNA from Lecanosticta acicola, 1056 nucleotides. The record is from the annotation of a GenBank genome assembly. NCBI's taxonomy places the organism in Eukaryota, Fungi, Ascomycota, Dothideomycetes, Mycosphaerellales, Mycosphaerellaceae.